AUGAGGAGGAGCCCAAGAAUCUCAGCACUUGAUGCUUGUAAGCCCCCAAAACAACAAAUACAGAACAAGAAGAAGACCAACAAGAAGAGGAAAUUUGAUGAUUAUGAUGAUAAUAAUAAUAAUAAUCAUGUUUCACCUUUUGCUUCUGUCUCUAAAUUAGCAAAGCAAGUUUGGAAGGGUAGAGACAAUCCACUAGUGGAUGCAGGAGAAUCGGAUCACUCACUUGAUUGCAUUGACUGGAGAUCUAUUCGAGUGUCUAAACAAUCUCAAAACCAUCAUAUGAAUAAUCAUGCCAAAACAUCAGUAAUGCCAGCCAAGCAUUUACUUGAGCUCGUUCUCGACACUCUACAAAGGAGAGAUACUUACGAAAUAUUUGCUGAACCAGUUGAUCCAAAUGAGGUUGAGGAUUACUGUGAAAUCAUCAAGGAGCCUAUGGAUUUUGGGACAAUGAGGGCUAAACUCCACGAAGGGAUGUACAAAACUCUUGAACAAUUUGAGCACGAUGUGUUUCUGAUACCAGAAAAUGCAAUGCAUUUCAAUUCGUCAACCACCGUUUACUUUAGACAGGGUCGUGCUAUACAUGAUCUAGCUAGUAAGGUAUUUGAUGUCCUUAAGACGGAUCCUGAAAACUUUGUAUCUGAAUUUUCGGGGACAAGAAGGAGGUCUAUGAGAAAAACUCUGAGCAGCCACAAUAAGGAUUCUAUUGCCAAAUUACGCGCUGAUGAUGUUUCUUUAAAGGGAACUCUAUUGCAUUCUCCCUCAACAUCAACAUUUCCUAACAAGAACCUUUCUUGUGCUGGAGCAACCAAUAAUUAUCAUGCACGAAACAUCUUCACUGGAGGUAGAGAUGGAAAAAUACCGAAUAGUCAGGCAGCAGAUAGCCUUUCCACAUAUGAAAAGGAUCCUAUUGGUUGGAUGUAUCACAACAGUUACAAGAAGCUGUUUCUGAUGAAUGAGAGAGAUAUCAGGUACAAAGAAAGCUUAAUGUCAUACGUGAAAGGUUUAGGACCAAUAGCAAAAAUGGUAGCAAAGAGGAAGCUACAAGCAAUGCACCAUGAAUCCAAGAAUACAAAAGAUGCUUUUGAUGCCGAUUGUGCUAGUCCAUUUAAGACAUUCCGUGACUUUGCUCCUGCCACCAAUCCGUUCCUUAACAAGGCCAAAGACAUAAUUGAUUUGACAAAUGAAGAAACAAAAUAUAAUAAUAUGAAAGAGAAAACCGAUGUUACACUGAUAAACACCAGCAUCAGCAGGGGAUUGAUUAAUACAGAUUUGAAUUGUUCGAGCAGCAGGAAGAGGAAGAGGCAUAGCAACAACCGGAGGGUGCGACCAGUUAUACUAGCAUUAGAGAAUAAUAGUGUUGCUGAAUAUAAAACAAGAAAUAAGAAGAGUUGCAUUGAUGUUCCGAUCAGGCGGAAUGGACCUCAGAGUGAAGCCACCACUAGUAAUGCUACAGCUGGUGCACUCGUCACCACCAACAGCAGCACCUUAGCUCCAUUGUCGUUGCCGUCGAACAAUAGCUCUCCAUUCACUUUUGAUCUUCCCUUCUUAAAAGCAAGGCUAAACCAGAUGAAUGCAUCCAACAACAAGAAUAGGCCGUCUUCUGGACGAGGACUUGUUGACAUGGCGCCAUUCAACUCCACACGCCAAUCUGCUCAUUCAAUACCCACCACUAUUAACCAUUUCCUGUUCAACCAAUCGAACCCCACCCCGCCAUCACAAUCAUUUGAUUCUUCUAACUUACCACUUAACCCUUUUUUCAAUUCUACUACUUUGUAA
Erythranthe guttata (spotted monkey flower) is the source of this 1776-nucleotide messenger RNA. RefSeq lists its product as uncharacterized. The record is from RefSeq and is a predicted model, not a curated record. Gene Ontology annotation, molecular function: protein binding. Lineage: Eukaryota; Viridiplantae; Streptophyta; Magnoliopsida; Lamiales; Phrymaceae.